Messenger RNA from Hyposmocoma kahamanoa, 2632 nucleotides. RefSeq lists its product as uncharacterized. Gene Ontology annotation, molecular function: O-methyltransferase activity; RNA methyltransferase activity. NCBI's taxonomy places the organism in Eukaryota, Metazoa, Arthropoda, Insecta, Lepidoptera, Cosmopterigidae. The transcript has 16 exons. Gene Ontology annotation, cellular component: cytoplasm; nucleus. The annotation marks the transcript as partial. Gene Ontology annotation, biological process: siRNA processing; RNA methylation; piRNA processing. The record is from RefSeq and is a predicted model, not a curated record.
GACGUGUUAAUAGUUUAAAAAUCCACAGUCCUCAUCACCGUGAAACAUGAUUAUCGCACUGCAGACGUUGGUAUUUUUUCGGGAGUCGCUGCUGUCUGUCGUAGACCGGCUACUGGGUCCAUAUUUUAACCGGUUCACUUUGACUUUUGCCCGACACAUUUCCGAGGAUGAAGAGGAGGAGGAGGAGGAGGUGUAUGCGGAAUUUGACGAUGAAAAGGGAGUGAUUUUUUAUCCGCCUGUGUAUGCACAGCGGUAUGCGGCAGUCACUGAUUGUCUUAUGGACGAACGCUGGUGCGGCAAGUUGGAGAAGGUGAUAGACCUCGGCUACCAUGACAUGAGUUUCAUAAAGUACUUGAAGGAUGUGCCAGGUGUGCACACUAUCCUUGGAGUGGAUAUUGAGACCAUCCCCCUGCGGUGCUCAUCCGAUUUGCUUGGAUGUGAGGAAUAUGCUCCAAUUAGAGAAAAUCCUUUGCAGGUGACAUUAUUUGAAGGUAACGCGGCAGAUCCGGACUACAGACUCAUUGGUUGUGAUGCAGUAAUUGCCAUUGAGAUGAUCGAACACAUGCUGCCUCACGAUCUUGACAGGCUAGUGCAUAAUGUUUUUGGCUUUGUCAAGCCCUGGGUAGCUGUCAUCACUACACCCAACGGUGACUUCAAUGUUCUGUUUAAGAAAUUGGAAAAGAAUGGACUGAGACGCCUGGACCACUUUUUUGAGUGGAGCCGAGAACAAUUUCACGAUUGGUGCAGCAACAUAGUGGUCCGCUACCCUCAGUUCACAGUGUCAUGCAAAGGAGUAGGCCCGGGCCCUGUAGGUACACAUCAUAUUGGCUGCUGUAGUCAACUUGCUCUCUUUGUCAACAAGGAUUACCACAAACAGCCAGACCUAAAUCUUAACAGCUUAGCUUUAGUUACAGAUAUUCCUACUCGUGAUAAUAUUGCAGAUAUGUAUGCAGGAUGGGAUACACCUAUACCUAAGACUGUUGAUAUGAUCCCACACGACAAAAUGGAAUCCCUGUCCGAUUUCCUAUCCUCAGACAAGAAGUCCUGUGUGACUAUUGUCAUUGCCUCUGCAAUUACGAUGGAUCGUUUAGUGUACUGUGACAAGAUGUCGCAGUGUAAUCUUGAUUCAGAGGUUGGGAAGAACUUUUUAAUGUUCAAUGACGAAGAUAUGUGUUGUAGCAUGCUCGCACCAAGGAGGAAGUUGGAGUUCAAAGUAUAUGAAAUAGAGGAUGUAAAUAGCAGACUAAACUGCACAACCUUUUCAGUCACAAAGUUUUCGAAGCAAACACAGAAUAUGAUGGCGAAACACAAAAUUGAUUCUCUAGUACAUACUAGGGAAGUGGUGAGCGAGAUUCAACACCUCACCAAGAUGUUGAACUUCCACGACAUGUCGACGUCUGACGAUAGCACGAGUAUUUGGUGCAACAUCAAUUGGGGAGAAAAUGCUCCAUAUUGGAAUCAGUAUUAUAAAAUUAUCAGGAAUUAUAACUAUCCAUUUGAGGCAAAAUCGGAAGAGUGUCGGAUCCUGGACCUGAUAUCUGAGGAGAUUAACCGGUUGAUUGACAUGGAAUACAGAGAUAAUGCAGCGAAAUACGCAGACAAGUUUGAAAUUCCCAUAGAAAUCCUUAUGAAUGCCGUAAAACAUAUCACAGAUGAUACUAUGAGAGUCAAAGAUUUGUUAGAAUGGAAUGGCUACGAAAUCCAGGGCAAUAUGGUGUUAUACUCACGGCUGGUGGUGGACCACACUUCGGUGACAACCGGGGAAGAGGAAUGGCCGGAGUUCGACACCGAGUCUGAUUACGAAACGACUGACGGCCGUUCCACUACGUUUUCCGACGGCAGUACUGUAACGCCUGAUUUUCACGGCCGCGGUCUCAGGCGGGCUUUGGACAAGAAAGUGCGCGGGCUUCGCGCAUUGUUAAGCGCGGACGAAGAUAUUUCCACAGAGCUGGAUCGCGUCGUUUGCCGUCUCAUGAAAUUAGCUUUAUUUACCUGUAAAGGUAAACAGACCCCGCCGCCGACAAAGUGGAUGCAGUGCAAGCUACUUGAUCUGCUCACACUCACAGAGAAGGCCAUUGCUAGGAGAAAGAGGCACUGUCUGGAGAAAUUUGCAUUUAAAGCUAUUGGAUUUGGUGAUAGUACAUGUCAAGAAGGAAAUGAGAGUUCAUUGGCUAUAGACAAGAUGAAAGAAGAUAAUGCAAAUGUAAAGAAGAUCGUCGCUAAAUAUAUUCACAUUCUUGAAUCUGACAAUAUUGAUGACUACAACACUUUUAAAUACAGAUACGAUGAUGACGUUUUGACUAGAGACAUUGCUAGUAACGCAACGAUAAAAGACUUUGAAUUUAGCGAUAUGAACUUUUCGCAAACUCUCGAUCACAAUUUCGAAUCCACGGAAAGGAUGUCGGAAGACGAUUCUAGCAAAAAUCGGGCAUGGAUAGAGAAAGAUAAUUUGGAAGUAGUGCCAUAUCAUGAGCAUAACUUACGUACUUUUAUAUCGCCGUUGGAUUACACAUAUAAUAGUGAGAUUAGGCAAUUCAAGAAGAUUAACAAAAUACCUAAUACUAGUUUGAGAAUACAAGAAGAUAAAAAGCCUUAUAGACGAUCUCACAGCGCCGAGACCAAGCAUGAGAAC